Messenger RNA from Dama dama (fallow deer), 1031 nucleotides. Its product is annotated as ankyrin repeat domain-containing protein 26-like. The coding region runs from base 27 to 1031 and encodes 334 amino acids. Gene Ontology annotation, molecular function: exodeoxyribonuclease VII activity. Gene Ontology annotation, cellular component: exodeoxyribonuclease VII complex. NCBI's taxonomy places the organism in Eukaryota, Metazoa, Chordata, Mammalia, Artiodactyla, Cervidae. Gene Ontology annotation, biological process: DNA catabolic process. The record is from RefSeq and is a predicted model, not a curated record. The transcript has 7 exons.
UCGUGAAACCAAAGUUGACAAAGCUCAUGAAGCCUUCUCAGCAAUCCAACAGAAACAUAGAAGCAAAGUGUGGCAUUUUGAGACCAGAGAGUACCACUUUCUCUGAGGACAGUAAUUCUGAUAGUAACAUUGAAGAUGUGGUUGAAACAUUUCCCAAACCAUCACCCUGGUUUGAGGGCAUCUGUCAGCCUGCCUUCCCAUCACCUGAGCCUGUUCCCAAACUUCUCAAGUCUGUAGCAGGCCUUGGUCCUACAAAGUCUCAAGAAACACAAGAUCAACAUAGAGAGGCUGUGAGAUGUGCUGAAAAAACACAGGAUCACAUCCAAAAGCUUGAAAUUGAAAAUGCCGAGUUACAAACUACAGUCAAAAAGCAAGCCGGCGAAAUUGAACAGCUUCAGAGAAACCUUUUAAGUAUAAGAUUGUUUGAUGAUCUUCUAGCAGAGCUGGAAACUGUAUGUUCACAAUGUCUGCACAUGAAUGAAAAUAUUCAGGUUCUUCGAGAGGUGUUAUUAUUCAUGACAGGAAUGCAAAAGAAAUGUGAAAAACUAGAGAAGAAUAACAAGAAGCUGGAGCAAGAAAUAGUGAACCUCAAAAGUCAUAUAGAAAUGAAUAUGACAGAGCACAGUCAAGUAGAGCAGUAUAAGCAGGAGAUUGAAGAAAGAGCGAGACAGGAGCUAGUAGAGAAAUUAAAAGAAGUCAACACGGUUUUACAGAUACAAGCAGCAUCUCAAGAAAACUUAGAGCAGGCACAAGAGGAGCAUAUUGCUUCCUUAAGAAGUCAGAUGGAACUCAGAAUUAAAGAGUUGGAAUCUGAACUCUUCAAGAUGGAAACUUCUCAAGCAGAUUUGGAAAAAUAUAAGAAACUCUACCUCGAAGGACUAAAAGUUAUAAAGUCAUUGGAAAAGAAGCUAGACAAGACUAAUUGGAGGCUGGCAGAGAUGAGCACCGAACUUGAGGUGGAGAAACAGCGGAACAGACCUUUACUGAGCACUCUCACCACGAGGCCAGUCCUGGAGCCGCCCUUGCAGUAG